Molecule: messenger RNA, 503 nt
Organism: Racocetra persica
Lineage: Eukaryota; Fungi; Glomeromycota; Glomeromycetes; Diversisporales; Gigasporaceae
Source: the annotation of a GenBank genome assembly
UAGAUUUACUUGCUGAUAAUAAAGAUGGUGAUAUAAGUGAUGAGAAUAUAAAACUUCUCAAUAUUAUAGAAAAUGAACGUCCAAGUGUUGAAAGGUUGUACAAAAGUACAUUAUGUAAUUGCGGACCAGGCAAAAAAUGUUUUAUGAUGAUUCUACUAGAUGAAUUUUUAAUGCGCCAUACUUAUUUUCAAUCUUUAUCUAAAAACAAGCAGGAUAUUUAUUUUAUAGCACAAAUACUUGCAUUUGAUGGUGGUUUUAUAACAACAAGUAGAUCAAAUAAAAAGCAUAACCGCCAAAAUAUGAGAACUUUUUGGCGAUAUAAUAAUAACAUUUUACUUUGUAAAAAAGUUUAUGAACAUAUGUAUAGUAUUUCUGAAACUCGUAUUAAAAAUAUUAAAAGACAUCUUAAAGAUAAUGGGCUUAUCUGGGAUUUUAUUAAUAACUAUGCAGAAGUACAUGGCUUAUCAUCACCUGGCUGCCAUUUAUGUCGAGAUACACAUUAA